Molecule: messenger RNA, 2675 nt
Organism: Mobula hypostoma (lesser devil ray)
Lineage: Eukaryota; Metazoa; Chordata; Chondrichthyes; Myliobatiformes; Myliobatidae
Gene: use1
Product: unconventional SNARE in the ER 1 homolog (S. cerevisiae)
Exons: 8
Coding region: 13-789 (258 amino acids)
Biological process (GO): retrograde vesicle-mediated transport, Golgi to endoplasmic reticulum
Cellular component (GO): SNARE complex; endoplasmic reticulum
Molecular function (GO): SNAP receptor activity
Source: RefSeq, a predicted model, not a curated record
GCUGGCGCAAGUAUGGCCACCCCCAGGCUGGAGAAGAACUUUUUGCGGCUGCUGGUGAGAUGCGAGUCGAUGGCGGCGGAGAAGAGGAACGAGAAAGACUGGCGCUUCGAGAAGUAUGUUGAAGCUCUUCAAGAAAUGUUGACUGAAUUGAAGAAGCACAUGAGUAAACCUACUCCUGAAGUUCUAAAUGAAUAUAGCCGCAAAGUGGAGUUCAUGAAAGGGCUUCUGGAGGCAGAGAAACUGCCCAACCCUUCUGAAAAGGCUCUGGCUAAUCAGUUUUUAGCCCCUGGGCGGACUUCAACGACUGGUAAGGAGCGGGUAUCUGCCACCAAGACUGUCCACCUGCAGACGAAAGCCAGGUACACGGGAGAGAUGAGGAGCGAGCUCCUUGGUGAGCCAUUGCUCUCUGCUGACGGUUCGGGUGUCACGGAACUAAGGAAGCGAAGUGGAAUGGGAGAUGAGAAACAGUCGGCCUCUGAGAUGGAUACCCUCCUCCACCACCACCACAACGUGCAGGAGCGCCUAGCGGAGGAGAUGCUGAACCUGGCCCGGAACCUGAAGAACAACACACUGGCGGCGCAGAACGUCAUCAAGAAGGACAACCAGACGCUGACUCUGUCCUUGCGGAUGGCGGAUCAGAACUUCGAGAAGCUGAAGGUGGAAUCGGAGCGGCUGGAGCAACACGCAAAGAAAUCUGUCAACUGGCUGCUGUGGCUGAUGCUGGUCGUAGUAUGUUUCAUCUUCAUCAGUAUGAUCCUUUUCAUUCGCAUCUUCCCCAAGCUGAGGUGAUCAGAGUGUUGCCGGUUCUCCUCUGGGCCAUAGACCAUGGUGGGGGCUGGAGUCAAACUGGGAUCCUCCCUCCUUCUGGACACACAAAGGCUUGCUCAUUUUACUGAAAUACUUUGCAGAAUCCAAGCGCCCAGUGCAGCCUGAUCUCCCCUGCUACCUUCCAUUACGUGCACCAAGAGGAUUUUAAUCCAAGAGUAAUAAAUUAUUGAAAGAUGCUGACAUGUUUGCGAGGUCCUGAACCACAAACUUGUUUCCCAUGCCUUGUGUUUAUGCACAGGUACUUACCGACACGGCCCGAGAAAUCAUUAGAACACUUUUUGAAACUGGAGCAGCAACUUGAGAAGCAGUGUUUUGAUUUGAUGAUCUAUUUUAUGACUUAUCACUAUCAGAUGAUGUUUAUGUGAUUUCCUUAACAAAAUAGACACCUCGGUACCACAGAAGCCACACUGAGCGAGCUGUCAGGCAGAGUCACGUAAGAAGAUUCCAGGAAAUUGGAGAUGGGAUGAGAUGGUGGGAGGAAGGGGAAUGGAUUGAGGAACUUCCGGAGAUUGGAGCCCACGCACCUGGAAUUAAUAUUGCCACAGAGACAAGGUGAUGUGUACAAUCUCUGGAUCUCUAGAUUUAGGGGACUGGAAGCUUCUCUGUUGAAGAAGGGGGGUGAGGAGGUGGUCUGGAGGGUCUUCCAGCAUGACACAGGAUCAUGUACAGGACAACCUCGGCUUUGUACUUCAGAAACCACCUAGUUCAUUAACGGGGAGACCCAGGAUCUGUUGCAGUUGGUGCAAUUAAGUGAUGGAGCAAGGUACUGUCUCCAGUGACCUGGAAAGUCAUCAUUUGUCAUGGUCUCACAGCAUGGAAACUUCCAUUCAGCCCAUCAUGUUCAUACUAAGCCAUGGAUACCCACCUGUAUUAAUCCCAUCUUCCAGUAUUUCUCCCAUAGUUGUAUAUGCCUAGGUGAUUUACGUGUCAUCUUAGACAUCUCUCAAAUACUGUCAACCACUCUCUGUUGGCGCUCUAUAGACGAACAAGGACUCCCUCUGAUCACAUCCAAAUCUCUCCCUCAGUCUUUGUCCUCCUUUUUUAUUCACCUCUGGCAAAGAGGCAAUUUUCCUACAGUCGGUCCUAUUUUAAUUUAGUGUAUUGGUCCUAUCUUUUUAACUUAGUGCAUUGGAUGUGAGGUGAAUUAAGUGUUUUGGCAGUGACUUCAAUAGUUACAUAGCUUGAAAUGCUUGGUGACCUGGCUAACAGGUGAAGUUUGGCAUCUAGAUGUCAAUGGACAAGGGCCUGGAACCGUGAAUGUUCAGAAAGAAAGUUGUGAACAGUAAAAGAUCCAAAAACCAAUUACUUUUGCAAACCUUGAAGUUAUAAAGCACUUAGAAUAAAAUGAACUGUUCUCUGAAUUUCCAAUUUUCAUUGGGUAAAACAUUUUUAGUUUAUGAAUUCUGUCUGGAUAUAACUAUGGUCUUUGAAUAUUAUCAUCUAAUUUAAAUGUUCCUCUAAGUAUUGCAAACCCAGUUGCUAAUAACUCCAUACUCACCUGAUGAUCAAGUUAUCAAUGAUGUUUUACUUUGCUAUGUGAUGAACUGAAGCUGAGGCUGAGAGUCUGUUCCAGGCUUCGCGAUUGACUCACUCACAUUCUAAUGUGAUUUGCUUACUUUCAUUGUUUGCAUAGUUUGUUCUUUGGGUGUUUGUUGGUCUUUUUUUUAAAUAGGGUGCUUUUGGGUUUCUUGUUUUGUGGCUGCCUGUAAGUAGACGAAUCUCAAGGUUCUAUAAUGUAUACAUACUUUGAUAAUAAAUGCACUUUGAAAUUAUGAUAUAAUGUUGAUAAUGUGCAAAACUGAUGCGAGUGUUAGAGAACUGAAUCCUCAUUUGCUAAUAAACUUAAU